AUGAAUCCUUUCGAUCUCAUAAUAGAGAUUCUCACAAGACUCCCUCCGAAAUCCCUAAUGAAGUUCAAAUCUGUCUCUAGCAUCUGGUCAUCUUUCAUUUGCUCCAAAUAUUUCAUCAACCGUUACCUAAAAGCUUCAUCAUCAUCGCCUCGUCUAUACAUGUGGUUGUGCUUUGACAACAAAAAGAAAUUAUUACUAUCAUCGUCGUCUUCUCCUGAUUUGGAUGUUAGUACUAUGUCAUCCUUUGUAGUUGAUCAAGAUUUGACAAUCCCAGCAAUUGAAGGCUACUCGGUCUCUCAUGUUUGUCGCGGUUUGAUGUGCUUUACAAAUGGGACAAAUGCACAAAUAUAUAACACUACUACUAGGCAACUUGUCGUCUUACCUGACAUAGAAGAAUCCAACAUCAUAGCUAAAGAUCACAAGAUUAGAUACCAUAUCGGACACGACCCUGUACAUGAUCAAUAUAAAGUGGUCUGUGUGGUUUCGGACGCAAAGCCCGUACAGCUCCUGGUAGAGAAUUCUGUAUUCGUACUAGGAGGAGGUGUAUCAAGUCAAUGGAGAAAGACUUCAAGCUCAUGUCCACCACACUUACCUUUAAGACAAAGAUUAACUAUCAAUGGGCGUAUGUAUUACCUAGCUUGGAAAACUUCGAGUUAUUCCGUGCUUGUGAGUUUCGAUAUUAGUUCUGAAGAAACCCGUUGGCUCCAAAAGCCUGAAGAUGUCUCUUGGCAUCGGUAUCAUAUACUGGAAAAAUAG
Molecule: messenger RNA, 756 nt
Organism: Eruca vesicaria subsp. sativa (arugula)
Lineage: Eukaryota; Viridiplantae; Streptophyta; Magnoliopsida; Brassicales; Brassicaceae
Source: the annotation of a GenBank genome assembly